CGAUUCUUUUUGGUAUUCUUAUUCUCCGUUUGUUCCUCGCUGCCGCUGUUUGAUUGUUGUACAUAGUAUUUAAUUUCACCUUCUUCUAUUAAACUAUUUAAAGUUAACACAAAUAAAAACCGAAAAUGUGUGAUAAUUCGAAUUUGACUUUAUGCUAUAACCGUGGAUGUGCUGUGAAAUUCGAUCAAGCCAAUAAUCCUGAAGAUUCCUGUGUAUAUCACCCAGGUGACCCUUUUUUUCAUGACGCCUACAAGGGAUGGUCGUGCUGUAAAAAGAAAUGUACCGAUUUUACUGAAUUUCUUAAUAUAAAGGGCUGCACAAAGGGUUACCACAACGGUAAAAAGCCAAAAGAGCCCGAAAAGUAUGUUCCAGAUAAAGAUAGCAAAGAUGAUGUCAUUGAAUAUCAUGCACCAAAACCAGUUUCGUUACCGAGACCGUCAGCUAAUUUGCCAUUGACUAAUAUUAAACCGACCAUAUCUUCUGCUCUCUUACAACAAAUGACUGCUACUUAUAUAAGCAAUACCAAUGGAAAUGAUACAAAUAGCUUAACUGACAUUUCAAUUGGUACUAUGUGUAAAAACAAUGGAUGCAAACAGGCCUAUGAAGGUGCUGGAAAAGGGAAUCUUACAUGUGCCCAUCAUCCUGGUGUACCUGUAUUCCAUGAGGGUAUGAAAUAUUGGUCCUGUUGUAAUAAAAAGACGUCGGAUUUCAAUGCAUUUUUAGAACAAGUUGGGUGUUCUCAAGGAAAUCAUUGUUGGAUUAAAGAAACGAAAAUUCAAGGACAUACAGACUGCCGUUUAGACUGGCAUCAGACUGGGCCCUGGGUUGUAGUAUCAAUAUUUGCCAAGAAAUAUGACCCAAACACAUCUUAUGUGAAAUUGUCUCCUGUAAAACUGUCCGUGGAACUCUACUUCCCUUCUGACAAUUCAGUGUUUUCUAAAAACAUGGAACUUUAUGGGAUUGUCGACGUUAAUACAAGUUGUGUGUCCAUGUUACCCACUAAGGUUGAAAUAAAACUUAAAAAGGCGGAAGCAGUAUCAUGGGGUUCAUUGGAAUAUCGAAAGCAUAUUCUUUUAAAUGGUACAAAACCAACUUCAAAUUCAGGAACAAAUGACAAAAAGGAAGAUUCGAAUGCAUUUGUUGAAAGUGUUGACCUUGGGGAUCUCUAAUUUAUGAGAUCUAUUGGAUUUAAUUUGUAAUUUUUGGAUAAACAUUUAUCAUUUUAACAGAAACAGAUAUCUUUAAACCUGAUGAAUAAAAUUUUUUUGUGUUAAAAUAUUAUCCCAGUUAAUGAUGUUUUUUCUUUUUAAAUCAAAUAUUUACUAACUCAACAUAUUUUUCCUUACUGUUUGAGGUUUAUUACUUUUUUUUUCAUAAUAUCAUUUACAAUAUUUGUUUGUAAUAUAUAUUUUUUCAAAUUCAUUGGAAAUACAGAAUUGUUAGAUACCCAUUAGAAA
Myzus persicae (green peach aphid) is the source of this 1457-nucleotide messenger RNA. It is a transcript of the gene mora, whose product is annotated as cysteine and histidine-rich domain-containing protein 1. Bases 126 to 1169 code for a protein of 347 amino acids. The record is from RefSeq and is a predicted model, not a curated record. The transcript is spliced from 6 exons. Lineage: Eukaryota; Metazoa; Arthropoda; Insecta; Hemiptera; Aphididae.